ACAUUACAUGACCUUGGUUUCACUAAAAAUACUGUUUCUGUUUGUUUUGUUUGAUACAGUUUCGUUGCGUUUCGGAUAAAAUCUUCGAAUUUUAGAAAAUAUCUUAAUAGUAUAAUGAAAUUUGUUGUGAUUUAGUUUAUUUUAUGAGAUCUGGCCGCACCAGUUAGCUAAAUGGACAAAGUUUCAUCACAGUUUUUAGCCAGUAUAGAAAACAACACCGAGCAGUCGAACGUUUUUAACAUUAACUUCGAUAAAGACUUACCAUUGAUAAUGGCAGCCCUCGAGCAAAAUCUCACAUUGAAUGAGAAUCAAAACGAUAGUCGCCAGGAAUCAGAAGAUAAUGCCACCGAUGAUGAGGAUGAAGACUCACCUGGGUGCAAGUCAUCUCCAAACAAUCGUGUUCAGCGGCGAAGAUCACUCCGUUCAAAGUCGAUUGACAGUAAACUGCACAAAAUUAAACGAAGAACUAUUACAAAACCAUCUAAAUUAUCGAUCAAUCUAAAUGCAUCAGACAACGAGAUCCGUAAUUAUUAUAUGAUCAACAGCAAACGAGUUGAUCUGAAGCCAACCAAUCUUGAGACUAUUUUCGAAGAAGGCUCUCCAUCCGUUGCGAAGGAAAAGUUUUUCGGGCUGCGCAAGGUUCGGCGUAGCCUAAACUGUUCAGACGGAUGCAACAUAAACAAAACUACCAUGAAAGCUAGAAAGAGCCGUGUUCGAAAGCUGCUGGGUGGUGGUCCUAAGUUGCAGAAGAUGACGAUGGACACUUUUCUGGAGCGAUUGAAAUCGUUGAAUAAUGAUGGCGAUGAUGAAGAAGAAACAAUCGGUGAUCUCAAACUGAAUCAUACCGUGUGAUGAUGAGCUUAUUAACCCUAAAGUGUACAUGAACAUCUCCACUAGAACAAACUAGACUUACAAAUCUAACUGAAUUUCUGCGUAUCGUUUAACAUUUAAGCCAUCCCCGGUUAACCAUGUACGGAAAUGUAUGAUUAGUUAAAUAAAUUCUAAGUUUUUAUACAACGAAA
This is a messenger RNA of Wyeomyia smithii (pitcher-plant mosquito), 1022 nucleotides long. RefSeq names its product protein tantalus. Bases 172 to 852 code for a protein of 226 amino acids. The transcript is spliced from 2 exons. The record is from RefSeq and is a predicted model, not a curated record. NCBI's taxonomy places the organism in Eukaryota, Metazoa, Arthropoda, Insecta, Diptera, Culicidae.